AUGUCCUUACAGGAUGAAAUCCAUCUCCGGAUGAAAAGAAGCGAAUUGGAACAAUAUUUUGGAGUAAGCUCGCACGAGGAAGGUAAAGUCUAAAGAUACUGAACACUUUUUCCUCCAAUGCAAAGUUUAUAUAGUGAAUAUUCUAAGGAGGCUAAGAAGAAUGAUUGUUUAUGUAAAAUACCUCAGGUGACUAUAAGAAAACUGGAAACAUAUCCAUUUUGAAAUUUUGUUUAAGUAUCAUAUCUAUCUCGCGCAGGGUAUCCAUAGCAGGUGUAAAGUUUAAUUCUCGGCCAAGUAGAGCGCGCACAUCUCUAUAACCACCUUAAUGUACAAAAAAUGGUCUACAUAUGGCGCGAAAUUAUCUGCAUACAUUAGCUGUUCCUUGAGGCUAACUAUUUUCCGAGAGCGAGGCUCGAAGAAAAUUGUUAGCUUCGACGUACAUAUUUUGUCCAAGAAGGAUAUCCGAACAAAUUUUCAAGUCAACAAUCUGCUAAAAUUUUUCCUAAGAAAACUGUAAUUGGUGAGUGUUACUGGUGUCUCGACUGCACUGCCGGAUUAUGCCUUCCGCUUGAAUUGUCGAAAAGUCAAUAGUGGUCCUUUAACUUCAGCUCUGCUCUCACUUGGACGAUGACUCCACACAAUCGGCUGUUCCUCCCACGUUGAAACCAUUAACUUAAGCUAACAUUUUGAAACCCCACUUUAUAAUACAGUACCACUGUACGAUGUCACUUCUCCGUUCCAAGUUGAUGAGGAAAACAGAUUUCUCUCAGAAAGUCUCCAUACUCACGCCAGGCAGAAGAGAAACGCCGAGGAUCCUCGUGUAUGGUAUUUCAAUGUCAAAGCCUUCGGAAUAUCAAUGCAUCUCAACCUCACAAAGAACCAAGAUCUCAUGUCACCAUGGCUAACUGUUGAGCGACACGAAAAUGGAACAGUGACAGCUGAGGAACCACCCAAGAAUUCCUUCUUAGAUGGUCACGUGAUUGGAGAACUUGGCUCUUCGGUUGCAGUUAGUAAUAGAGGAGGACUGGUGAGUACUAAAAAGCAACCUCAACACUCCAAACUGCAUUGACAGGAAUGCUUUGGAGUUAUGUAGCUUUUUAAGAACAUUUAAGUUAGUUCAAAGGUGGCUUUGUGAGUAAAAUAAGUACAGUUAUUGUCAAUAAGUUUUGUUUUUUCAGUUUUCUUUGUGUUUUUGAUGAUGUCGUUUCUAAGGAUAACCUCCCGGCUACAUCUCACAAUUCAAUUGACAUACACAUUUUCCUUCUGUUUCUUCAGACAGGUCUAAUACAACUUUUGGACCAGUCUCUUUUCCUUCAACCACUUCCAAGUCAUCUUUUAUCAGACAGUAAAUCCAGAAGUCACUUAGUCAUCAAGCGCUCGAUUGACGAUGAGGCUAUGGAAAACGAGUUUCAAGGUGAUGAAAAAAAUAACGAACUGUGCACUCUGUGCACUCCUUCUUGAGCGCUGAGAAAGAGAGUGCUAAGCGGGGAGAAGGACUUAAAUGCAUAAAAUUUGUGAGUCAUUAUAGCUUAUCUAAAGAGAUAAACAACAAACGUAGUUGGGUCAGCGAAAAAUUUUGUCUUUUAUGAUGAAUGUUAUUCAAGGGGUAACCAGUUGGUUGAACAGCAGAAAUCUAAUUUAUCUGUUAAUGCACUUGAUUUUAAGGCAAAACUCAUUCGUGAUUAUAAAUUACAGAAAAAUUAUCAGGAAGUGGUACUGAGUGGAAAGAGCCCAGUUUUGACGAGGAUUCUCUGAAAUUUGCGAAAGUCAAACCUAGUGACGGCGGACAAUUCUUUCUCGAGAUGACAAUGGUAGCUGAUAAAAGUAUGAUUGCAUUUCAUGGCGACGACACCGCAGAUUAUCUGCUUAAGCUGGCACAUAUGGUAAACUCGAACUUGGUUCUGUGUUUAUUUGUGAUCAGCUACUUUACUUCUGCGAGAAAGAGGGCCAUCUCCGAGUCAUUUUGUAAAUUUCAAUGAUUGGUUUUUAACUUUGUAUUCUAGGUAAAUGCCUUUUAUCAUCAUGAAAGUAUUGGUCAGAAAAAAAUUACCAUCACCAUCGUGCAGAUUAAACUUGUACAGGAUGGGGUAGGUCAUUUGAGUAUUACUAUAUAUUUACUGUGUGACUUUGCCUGAAAUACAAUACCAAACUAUAUCUGUCAUUAAACAUAACUCUGUUUGUUUGUUUGUUUGUUUGUUUAGCUUAAGUAUUCAGGGGGCAGCAAUGAUGCUAAGAUGGCGGCUCUCAAGAAAUGGGCGGCAGACGCUAAAAUUCCAAAACUGGAUUCUCAAAGAGACCAUCCUGACGUCAUAUCUCUGAUAAGUCGGUAAUACUUGCAGUGCUUAAAUUGAAAUAUAAAUGAUAUUAUGAUGUGUAGGUUUCAUUGACAUUGACAAUGACAAAGACAAUGACAUUUACAUCGACGCCGACACCGACAUUGAAAUUGACAUUGACAUUUACAAUGACAGUGACAGUGACAGUGACAGUGACAGUGACAGUGACAGUGACAAAGACAAAGACAAAGACAAAAACAAAGACAAAGACAAAGACAAAGACAUCGACAUUGGCAUUGAUUUUGAGAUUGACUUUGAGAUUGUAAUUGAUUUCAAGAUUGAAAAAUGACUUUAACUUAGCGACAUAAGACGAUGUAUAACACUAGGAACACAAGGGUAUAACCUCACGGUAUAAAGUGGCUCUGUCAUCAUCUUGAAGAUGUGUGUAUGUGUACAUGAAGACGUAACAGUAGCAUUACAAUACAGAAAUACCGCGGGACCGAGUAGAAAAAAUUUAAUCCUUUUUGGACUACGUUAUGUUACGAAGUUACGUAAUUAUGUUGUCACAUCACGAACACUGCUGAAUCAUGCAUUAAAUCAUGAGAAUGAAACAAAUUAUCGCCAACCUAAGAGGCAUUGGUUGUAAACGUAUUCUCCUUGUUAUUAUCGAAGGAAAUGUAUAAAGAAACGUAUGGAGAAUAUCGAUACUGAUCCCAGAGUGUAAAGCGUUAAAGGAGAGAGCACAACCAUUAGCGUUGACAAUUUUAGCCAAUUCAAGAUUUAGAAAUAACCUUUUUUAAUAAAUCGAAUGUCUUUCAAUAAUGAUUUUUUCAUUUUUUUUCUUCUCAGGGGAAGUUCAGGAGGUAUGUUUUUUUUAAUUCAUUUCUCCCUAUCCACCGUCUAAAUCGAUUUUCAUCUGAGUAUUUGUUUAGUUUUAAUUUCCCUAUUAUUUAAUGACGUGAUAAAUUGAUGAGUCCAUGUAAAACUCUCUUAAAAUGAUAAACUAGUGACCAACACCGUACGAACUGAAAUAGAUUUAAAAAAAUUCUGUUUAAUCUCCCUCGCGUUUCCUCGGACAAUAGAGCUAAAUCUGUGACCCCUAAACUCAUCACUUAUUCACAUAUGUAACGUCCGAAAAAUUUCAAGCGUGUAUAACGUAUCACCUUAGUCACACUAUGCGUAAGAGUCGAAAAUAGACAUGUUAUCCACAAUUUGUGAAGUAAACAAGCUUAUUUAUCCUACUUAUAAAAAAUCCCUGAGGAAGUCUGCUACUUUCAGAAGAAGACGUAUCUAUAAUUUCAAAAAAAUAUGUUGAAAAAAAGUGUCUUUAAUUACGUGUUACGGCAUAAUUUAACGUGACGUAAUCCUACGUGACCAAAUAGAAUGUUCCAGGAAGUUCCAUGGUACGCAUGUCAGCAUGAUUACACAUUUUAGAAAUUCCUAGAAACUUUUUUUUUUACAGUUAGUAUCCAUAUCAUAGGCAAUAAAUUGAUAAGUCUAUUUUGAUUUUGUUUAAUUUAUUGCAGGCUUGGCGAGUUUUAAUUCAAUAUGCAAAGGCAGCUUCAGUUAUACCGUUAAUAACGGUGCAAUGGGCUUUAACACGCGCCUCAUUCUAGCACACGAAAUUGGGCACACGUAAGUUCAAUUUUUUACCGUACAAGAAGCUUCCAUCGGCUGCAAAAACCAUAUUAAGGUUUUUAACAUAUGAAAGUCCUUCAGUUGUAUUUCACCGCACUUCUCUGUUACGUAAAUACAGAUUAAGCGUUCAUCUUUUCAGAGAAAAGAAAACGGAUAAUUGGCAGAAAAACCUUUGAAAUGACGACAUAAACAACAUGAAAGUCAUAUCUGGAAGCAUACAUCCUGGAGAUAGUAGCGAGGGUCUUUGAUAAAAAAAAAAUGCAGUCCAUUCAGUUUUAUUUCCUAAUGUCUUUUUGUCUGAUUUUCAAAGCUAAUUGAACAAGUCAUUCUUGAUUCUUAAUGAAACGAAAUCGUUUUUCGAAAUAAUAAAUCCUUUAUUGAGCGAGCUUGUUCAGGUUAAGGUUGCUUGGUAUUAACCUCGUUAUCUUUUUUUUAUGCGAUAAAAACGCAUCUUGACCUCACGCUUGGUCAAUAAUGCACAUACAAUACCCUAACCCGUCCAAUACUCUUGCGUUUAAGGCUUGGUUUAAAUCAUGACUCCGCCGAUGGCUGCCCCGACGCAACAUAUAUUAUGUCUACCGCGGUACCUGGAGGGAAGUAUGCGGGCACAUGGUCCCCUUGCAGUAGGAAAUAUGUUCAAGAGUUACUAGGGUAGUUCAUACAAUUUUUAUUCCUCAAAUGCAGAUUAAAGAUGAUUUUCCUACUCACCUAAUAAGACCUUACGACUCCCUGAGAAAUUGAGUAAAUCUGUUAGGAAAAACCAGGUACAAGGACUUGUAUUUCUCCUCGCAUCAGUUGUUUAAAUGUAUUUCCACGAGACAGAUGAACGAUAUAGUUCUUUGUUCGGAUCACUCACGAAGGACGAGAUCUGCCCGUGAAAUAACAUACACGAAAAAUGCCUUGAAAUACAGUUUAAAAGAUGGCGAUCACGAGGUUGAUAUUCGAUCUUUGAACCAUUUUGUCUUCAAUAAGAACUGCCCCGAAGUGCCUAAUGGAUGGAAGAUCCCGUAACAUAAAUUACCUGAAGUACUUCCGUGGGAAGCUCCCAGGAAGAGUGAUAUCUGGAGAUGAGCAGUGUAAAGAGCAAUAUGGCGAAGGUGUUUUUCAGUGUAAACAAGUACUGGUAAGAAACAAAUGGAAUUUUGGGUGGUACAUCGUUAAGGCUCAAAGUGACUGUGAUUAAAAAGAUCAUAACCUUGUUAUGAAUUACAAGCAUGUUAGUUCAGUAAGGGAAAUGGUGGAGUAUAACCCUUUACACCCUAACAUUAGUAUGCUUAUUCUCCAUAAUACUCUUUACUUCUUUCCUAAGGUGCUGACAAGAAGAAUUUGUUCAACAAUCAAGAGCUCCUUUAGUUUUUUAUCAUUUUCCUUAUUCUCGUGACUCUUAUCUGCGAUUCAGAGGAGCCAUUGUAAUGGGAAAUUCCAUGCUAGUCACUCUUAGGAGUCAAAGGGAUAAGAGAAUAGCGGGAGGAGGUGGUACGAGAGAAGGGUGAGGCAAAUGUACGAUGAAAAAAAUUCCUAGGAUGAGAAAAGGAAGAGAAGUGCAAGAACGCAAAGGAUUUUUAAUCAUUUCCAGAACGGAAGCCAAAAGUGAGCGUGGAAGGGGGGAGGGUAAGGGUAAGGCGAGCAGUAAUUAUCAAACCUCCCACCCACUCACCCCCCCCCCCUUCCAAAACCACCACGUUUGAAUGGGGCCGUAGUGUUUGAUGUCCUUUGAUAAAUUUUGGUUAAUUUGCUGGUUUAUUUCUUUUUCAGUCUAACUGUGGCUCCCUGUAUUGCACACGCAACGGCUUCUCCUGCUUCAGUAAAGUCGCUCCACCAUUGGAUGGGACACCAUGUGCAUCUAGACAUGUAAGACAAAUUCUGACUGGUUCCUAGCUUAUUCAAUUCUUAGUGAUUGAACGGUCGAUCCUGUGUCGUAAAUUUAGUAUUUACCGAAUAAACCCCUACAGGCGGCUGGAAUGUCGGCUGACAAUUUCCUACUGCUGGUUAUUUUCCGUUGACUUUGUUUCUUUUCGACGGACAUAAAUCGGAGGACAAAGAUCGACGCAGAUUAUUAUUGCGUGAUAAUUGACCAGUGAUUUUGCACCACGUCACGUAAAGUAGCGAAUAGAAUGGUGUGAAAAUUAAUGGGUGGGUUAUAAACAUGAAUGGCCUAUGGGCAUUAAACUCGUGCCCCACCAAAACAUUUAGCAACUUGCAAAGAAAGGAAAGAUUGUAGAAAUAGAGCUGAUUCUCUCAGCUUCGUUUUCUCCCUGUACUUAUGAACAUCAAUUAAAAGUUAACCCUCUAAAAGGCAUGUUGCCAGAACAGGUUUCAGCAAUAGCUUUCUACCUACGAUCACACUUUGUAAUCAUGAGCUGGAACUAACUAAAAAAGAAGAAAAACAAAGAUCUUUCGCUGCAAAAUGUGUCAAAUACCUGUGACUAUGAUGGGUUUACGAGAUCAAGUGGUCCUAACUAAUCAAAACUGACAGACGCCCCUCAAACUUUUACACCUUGUCACCAAUUUGCAUAACUCCAUACUGUUCUCUUUAUAUUUCCUAUAGUUGUACUGACAUGGAUAACUUGUUUAACAUUCAAUAGUCUCCUUUAGCAAGCGAUCAUCUCGUCUAUUCUUGUGAGCUCAAUGUUUUUUAUUCAGCACUAAUACUGUAAGGAGAAAUUAGCUACUAGUCACUCUUAGCGGUCAAAUGGUUCAGUCCCACGAACCAUAAUCACAUCAAACUGACCGAUCAUUUAUCACAGGUCAGACUCUUACCAUUCAACUAACAAACAACUCUUCAGUUGACUUUAAUAAAGACUUCCGCUUAAUUUUCAAAGUGUCAGUCACUGUCACCGACGAGGGUGAUUGGCAAAUGAUCAGCGUGCGCGAUUGCCGAUUAUUUUUGGAUAAAAACCAAUUAAAGUGAACUAUCUAUUCAGGUAAGUUUGAUCAACAAACUUUUAAUUUUCGUUCCUAGUGGUGUAUAGCUGGUGAAUGUGUUUUCGAUGGUUCAGAAGUUGUAGAUGGUGGUUGGAGUGAAUGGAGUACCUAUGAUCCGUCUACUUGUUCCCGCACAUGUGGAGGAGGAGUCUACUUCAAAACACGAACCUGUACAAAUCCACGGUAAGUCUCAAGUUUCUUGAUUUCUCGUUCGAGUCAAGAAGAGACCAUAUUACAUACUAAUCAGACCUCUUUAGGCGGAAAGUCUUGAAAGCAGCGAAAAAUUGUUCCUUUGCUAGCGAACAUCAAGUUUGACGAAACUCCGCGUGUGUUAAAAAUUGAAAAAUAUAUAAUUAAAAAACUCACCCCCUCCACCGAGGUAAAAGGUAGAUUGAAAAGGAAAAUAGGACACGUCAAGUAAGCUCAGUAGUAUACGUAGUUGUGGCAUUUCAAUCUAGAGUGGAGUAUAUGGUUUUCAGCUGCUAGCUGUUUUCUAAUAUAAUUCCAAAAAUUCGGUCGUGUUUUCAGCUCUUCUUAUCAUUAGUCGGCUGUUAUCUAGCAAAAAGCUUAAAACUGUUUUGUAUGAUGUCUUUUUCCACGAGAAGUACUUGAAAAAUAACCAAUUCUUGAUAUUCUUGUGCCAUUUGCGUCACAUGUAACACCUGACCACGCCUCCUUUUAGAAAAAAUUAUUGACUUGUCUAUAUCUCUCGUUAAAAAGCCCCCAAAAUGGAGGAAAAGACUGCAUAGGAGAGAAUCGAGGAUAUCCAAAGGUCUGCAAAAGAAAGGUAACGAAACCUUUUGUGAAUUGAAAGUCAUUUGACGAUGUAGUUGAACAUAUUGGUUGAUGGGAACUUACCUCCGGAUUCUGUACCGUCUUUUCAGUAUAGUCACUCUCUUAGCUAUAUGGUAGCCAAUGAUUUACUUACACUCGUUCAUGUCCCUGCACUGUUGACGAGGAAAGGCAGGAAGUACGGGAGGGGGGGGAGGGUUAUUUGACUGAGACCUACUCAUUUCAUGUUGUGUGGCCCGGAAUAACUGGCCAUACCCUUGUUACCUUUAAUUCAAGAUUACCGUAAAGAGCUAACUGAUUGUUACGAUUUUUCUACAGGUGCCAUGUCCUUCAGGUGCAAUGGAAUUCCGACUUGCUCAGUGCCAAGCUAUAAAUAAACAAUAUACGGCGAUAUACUACAGGGGAGGAGCCGGUAAGUACAUGGAAAUCAGAGUGGUACAGUGUAAUAUUAAUAUUGAAAUGUGAAAACUCUUGCACACGAAGACAAUAAUACCACAAGCCUCAGGAACAAGUGAUAUGACACCCAUCAAAUUCAGUUCAGUUUUUCUUAAGGAAAAGGGCUGUUUGGGGAAGGUUUUGGAAUUGACGAACCUCAGAGGAGUAUCUUUAAUACAUUCUCUUCUUCUUUUAGAGGCAUGCAAAUUAUUUUGCCGCCAGGGAUGGUCAUAUUCACCACGAGGCCUUGUAAAAGAUGGAACAAGAUGCGAAAAUGGUGCAUCAAAAAGCCGGGAUAUGUGCAUUGAAGGAAAAUGCAAUGUAGGAUCAUUUCUACAAUACCAGCUAGAUACCACUUGCUGUCCUCUUCCCUCCUUCGAGUCUUAAAAAUUUGUAUCUUUCCCAAUUUGAACGCAUAGAAGCAUUCAGGUUUAUCAGGAACCUUUCGUAAGAUUUGCUCAACCCAUUAUUCCCAAAGAGAAAAAGUUAGACCGUCUAAAAAGAAAAAAAAACCUUUAAAAGGAGUACAGGACUGAGUCAUUUACCAGUCCAAUCAGAUGCUUUGUAUGAUUCUUCUCACCUUGCCCUAGAUAAACCUUGCUAAGAAAGCUCUACUAUCCUAGGCUUCUUCAUGAAAAUAAGUAGUUACUUAAAACAUUAUUUUAAUCCCUUUCGAAACGGAAGGGGUUACAGCCACACACACUUAUUUCAGGUUUUAUCGUUGUCUCUCAGAGAUAAGUCGUCGGUGGGAGUAAAACGUUUAGUCUUCACAGAUAGCUUCGUUCUGACGCGGAACAGCUUCCUCUUGUAUCUGAUCAUAGGGAUGGGCUAUGGUGACAGAUAGUACUUGGAGCUUUUGAGCAGACCUGGGACACGUACAAACAUUUGAUUGGCUAUUAAACUCCCACUCGUACACUGAUAAGAAAUGGAAUAUGCUUCGUAAGAAAAGCUACAAUAUGCCUUAAAUACUCAGCAUAAUAAUUUUCUCUUACAGCCCGUUGGUUGUGACGACGUGAUUGGAUCUCAAAGUGCAGUUGAUCGUUGUGGAGUUUGUAAUGGAGAUAGCACCUCAUGUAGAGCAGUAAAAAAACAAUUCACUACUUAUUGGGAAAAAAAGGGUAAAACGUUCGUUCCAAAAGUUUUUAAGUAAUUUUUAAUGAUCCCAUCAUCGUGACUAACAAAAAUAGUUAGAAUCUCUAUGACUUGGAAAAAUCUUAAUUUUCUCGAAGGUAUUUUCGCUAAGUAAAGAGCUGUAUUAAGGCACGCCAUAGCCAUCUGUUUCUUUAGGAAAAAAACCAGCUAAAUAAGAGCAUUGAACGUCUUUCAUCAUCUAGUUAUUUAUGACUACUUAAAGAACUCACCUCUCUUUUAAUUUUCAUAAAUACAGGACCUGAAAAUGCGGCAUUAGCUUGUUGGAUCCCAAGAAGGUCUAAAGAAAUUUGGGUUUUCGAGAUGGCUGCUGACAAAAACAACAUAGGUGAGAUAGUUACCCACCAAGUUGGGCAAGGUGGUCUUCUGGCCCGGUUUAACCGGUUUUAACCACUUUUUCCACAAAAACAUAGAGUUUUUAGCCUACUAUUUUUUCCUUUUUCUUUUUUUUUUGGUAAUUUUUGUAUAAUCUUUUGGCCUUUUCUUUCAAAUGACGAAUCUUUUAGGGGAAGGUAUCCUAAAUAAAUCUAGAGAGGUACUAAAGUAAUGAGAGAUACUGGUGUAAUCGAAACAAGUGAAAUUUUUUUCUUGUUCUCACUUUCCUGGAGCACGAUUAUUAUCAUAAUAUUAACUGUUUCAGUUUUUUUACCACCAUCAAUAUCUUCCUUAGUCACCAGUUUAACGAUGGACCGCCAGGAAAAUGCGGCUUUUACCUGAUAUUAAAAGAGGGUCAAGGAUAAUAAUGCAUACAUACAGAUAUACAUCCUUUAUUGACUUUCCCCGAAGGGGCUUUUCAAAAACAAUAACUACUACUACAAUUAAAAAUAAAUAACUAUUAUUAACUACAAUUAAUUAUUAUUAAAAGGUAUAACUAUUUUUCACUACUAAUUGAUGACAACAAUAUAACGCUGACUUAAAGGAGUAUCACUAAGAAUCUAUAAAAUCUUUAAGAAGUUCAUGUUUAGGACUAUACUUAAAAAUAGGCAUUGAAUUAAUAGUUUUAAGAGAACUAUGCAACGAGUUCCAUGUAAUAACUAUUCUGUAAUAAAAGGUUCUCUGUCCGUUAGCUGCCUUGAAAAGUGGAAUGUUCAGCUUUUGCGAAUUCCUGGUAGUACGCCUGCUUACUUCUAUUCGCUUUAUUAACUGAGAUAGCAGAUACUCUGGCACACGGCCUGUCAGGCACUUAAAGGCCAUGAUAGCUGUUCUUAAAUAUAGUUGGGUUGAUACGUGCCGGUCACAAUACGAGCGGCGAAAAUUCUGAAUGGCUUGUAAUUUAUUUUUGUAAGGUUUAGAUGUAUUGAUCCAUAGGUUUGAACAAUAAAAAGGCUUACUAAAAAUUAGAGCGUUAAUGAUAGGCAAGAGCGUACGUUAUUUAUUUAUUUAUUUAUUUAUUUAUGUAAUGCUUUCUAAGAGUUGAUCAAAUCUCUUUGCUCCCUUUUUCUCGUGAAAUAUUUCCAAAAUAUUUAUGUUAUUGUAAUUCUUUACUAUUCUCCUCCACCUCAAUUAUAUUUUUAACAUCAUUUUCUAUCAUUUUCUAGGUGUACAGAACAUGAAAAAAAAGUAUUUAUUAGAGCCCGUACCAAAACAAACGCAAACAAUCAAUGCAGCUGGAAGCACUAUUACCUAUGGAAAACGUAGUGGAAAGGAAUAUAUUCACAUUCCUGGCCCAACAAACACACCUCUGCGUUUUAUGGUAAAAAAAAUUAUACUUAAGUUUAUCAUAUGGCAAAGUAGUUCUGAGGUAAUUCCAAACGUCCUGAUUGUUUUUUUCCUGGUCGAGAUUUUGCCAUACGGACCGUCUCCACGGGAACGAUCAUAAGCCUCGUAUUUUUAUCCGCAGAAGUCGGCAAAUUCAAAAUAAAGAAGUUUGGUUCGAGUACCGCAUUAUAAACUUCUGACUAUUCUCGCUUGCUCGACUGGGGAAUAUUGGCCCUCGGUCCUUUUUGUGAGGAUCUCGCUAUGCUCAGUCCAUGCUGCCAUGACCUCGGGCCAAUAAUCCCCCGUGCGACUCUCAAACUCGGUUAGUACGAAGUUUUUCUAGAAGUUUCGCUUUUAUCAUCAUGAACUGAAUGACCUUUAAAAAUAUAUAUAUAUAUAUAUAUAUAUAUCUUUUUUUUUUUAAGUUUAUACUCAACGGUCAAAAAAACAAAGGAGUUGAAUGCAGAUACUUGAGUCCCUAUAAAUCAGAGGUUACCGGAGCCGAUGUCGAAUGGGUUGUCGACGAGAAAUAUGGCUGGUCAGCCUGCUCCGAGACCUGCGCCGGAGGUAAAUUAUUAUUAAAAUAAAUUAACGUAACGUGACGUUCUAAAUUAUUAGUACGGUGGCCUGUAAGUGCCAUUCUUGAUGAAAGAAAAGAGUGGAUUUUGGUCUUAAGGUUAAAAGGAAAGAUUAAGGUUAUAACCACGAAUCCAAAGUUAUGGUUACGGAUCCAAAGUUACUGCUAAGGAUCUCAUUCAUAAUUACGAAUCCAUAGUUAAUACUACUGAUUCAGAUGAAUAACCAUAGAUGUAGUUUUAACCACGGAUCUAAAACUAUAACAGCAUGUAAUACAAAAUUUUGAUAGAUAGUUCGGAUCAAUAUCAGUAUCUGGGCAACUGCCCACCUACCCUCCCCUAACUCAACAACAGUCAAUUGAUAACAUGUUAGGGCUAAUGCUGGGUUAGGGGAGGGAUAGAUGGGUAGUUGCCCAGAUAUUGAUAUUGAUCCAAUAGUUCUAACUUUGGAUCCCUAGAUAUAACAUAGGAUCCGCAGUUUUGACAUCACUAGAUGCGUAGUUAUAACUUUUGAACAAAUAUCCACUUUUUUGCUUUUAUAUAACAUGGCACUCAUAGAGCACCAUUCUUUUAUGUGAAGGACCUGUGUGAAAACAUGAAAUUACUUCACAUUAAAGAGUGGUUUCUAGCCAAUCGUGACGAUCUCUUUCUUUUACAGGAAAGAAAACGCGGAGAGUGAAGUGCAUGAGGAAGGAUGACAAAUCAGCUGUUGCGGACAGUGUCUGUGAGAAGGGAGGACUUGAGAAACCCGAAGAUGAGAUGCCGUGUAACACACAAGAGUGUCCAGUAGAGUGAGUAGGAUAUGAAAUAGUAAGCUUCAACCUUCUGUACUGGAAAGAUAAGCAUCAGUUUUCAUGUGGCACUAGCGAAAACAAGUCGAGACACGAACUAUGAUAACAGUUUAAUUUGAAGUUGAAUAAAAAUGUUUCUCGUAUUAGUCCAAAAUAUACUGACACGAUACUUCCUACAUUGCUGGCAGUAUUCAGAGGGCGUGUCACAUACAUACCAGAUAGUAGCGUGGCUCACUGGGUACCCUGUAACCCAGUGGUUGUGUAUCGGGUUAAUUUCUUCUUGGUAGAAUUUGAUUUUUUUCCCCACGCUCGUUACACGACAAUUUCUUAUGUCUUACCUCCGAGCUUUACGGUUGUUUCCUGCCGGAUCAAGGCAGAUCAAGUUUGACGUAAGGCCGCGCCCCCUUUAAGAAUCUAUUCUUUGUUAAAAACCUAUUUCAUCCACUAAUUUAAACAGAUGGCACGUGACUGGAUGGAGCUCCUGUUCCAAAACCUGUGGACAUGGUGUAGCGAAACGUAGCCUGUCUUGCAGAAAGAAGUACAAGAACCCUGGAAGAUACAAGAAACUGGAUUGGAGCAGCUGCAAGGCACCUAAGCCAACACCACUAAUUAAACCUUGUUUUAAGGAGGCGUGCGGACCGGAAUGGAUUCCAUCUAAGUGGGGAAAGGUAAAGAGGGAAACCUGCUUCUCAUGGCAAGCUGCCGGAUAGAUCUCCCGGCGCGAUCUUACUGCGUCACUCGUCACCCAAACCUAAAGAUCUUUUCAACUCACGGUUGUUAUUUUCAUAACCAAGAAUGGUCACCCAAGAUUAUUAGUGUAUGAGGCGACCUAGAGAAAGGAUAUUCAGUCACUUCUUUCAUGGUCAUUUCGUUCCAAGUUAUGGUCUCAUCGUUCCGAAACUUCGUCACAAUGUUUUACUGAAGUUAUUAUUCGACACACACGAUCCAAGAGAGUCGGAGACGGAAACUUUUCGAACUAUUAUGAUAAAAAAAGCUUACGGCGAACAAAUUACCUAAUACCAACGCAUACAGCAUCGGGCAAGCACAGCAUUAUUCAUUAUUCAUUAUUCAUUCCAUUAAGUCCUUCAGCCCCUCCCCUCCCCUCCCUCCACAGGGAUAAAUGAUGAGCGGUCCCGUAAGAAUUCCAUCUGAGGAUUGCCAAAAAAAUUUUUCUUUAUUACCUCGUUUACUUUUAGUGUUCAAAGACCUGCAUAGGUGGCAUUAUGAAACGCAAUUUAAGCUGCGGGAGGCCGCUCGGUGAUGGAAACUACCACCCAUUGUCAGAUGGCUUCUGCCGAUACUCCGUCAAACCGCCAGUAAAAGAGAAGUGCAACGAGGAUAUUUCCUGCUCUGGUAAGGGCGCAUGAGAACCGACUGCAUGUUUGUCCGAAAUUCAGCCAUAAUUGGUAAGAAAAAGUUUCUACCUAUCUUAUUUUCAUAUCACCGGACGUCACUGGUCAAAUUUAAUUUCGAUGAUCAAAAUUAAAUUUACAUUUUUGGUUGUGUUCGCCCUUUAUCAGCAACACUCACCAGACCACUAUAAAAGUUAACUCCGCCAUGUAACCUCGCAACCUAUGGAUGUAGGGUUUUUUUUUUCUUUUGUCCUUAGCAUACUAAUGAAAGCCUAUAAAUUCUCAUCCUAAGUUGUGGAAGUAACAUUUAAACUACCCUUUUGACAAAUCAAAUGUAGAACAUAUUCAGUCACUAUGUACUGUGUCUAUGUGAGUGAUUUAACUGAUAUACAAACUCCUUUGCUGAAUGUAGAAAUUGAAAUAUUGCACGAGGAUUCGCCGAAUGUGUGACUUUUUGUUAAUCCACACAUUCGGGAAGUGUGUUCAAGUUCCUUUAUCUUUGUUUAUUUACAUGAAAAAAUUAAACAACUCUCAACAAUUAUUAUUCAUAACAAAUAUGAUAUCACCUGUUGUCGUUUUGGCAAAAAUAGAAAAAAAAAUUUAAUGAUUAAGUUACCAUUUACAUUCACAAAAUACAUUAUUUAAGGGAGGGGAGGGGGGGGAAAUGAACACCAGCAGUUACAUCCCAAGAAGUAUAUUAAAGACACUGAAGAAAUGUGAUGAUAUUUUUAAUUGACAGCGAUACCAUUAACGUUUAAAGAGUUGAAAACCUAAGCGACGAUGUCAGAGAGGCAAUUGUUUAAAGCUGGAGAUGAACAAGAUGCAAUAUUUACUACAAUUAUCUGACAAGUAAAUAAGUUAAACAAUAACUACACUCAAUUUUUACAGUCUAAAUAUCAGUGUUUUAUCCUUCGCUUUCAUAUAGCAUAUAUAUAAAUCCUGAGUCGUAUCAUGUCAAUAAACCACGUUAAAAAAAAAUCUCUAGUCUAAAUGAGAUCGUUUGUGAUUAGCUUAAAUACCACCUAAAACCGUGAAUUAAAUGAAUCAACUAAAAAGAACCUAAUAUCGGAACAUCUAAUCGCCUUUUUGACCCAUACGACGUCCUCUAGAUCAUAUCCGUUUAGCGUAAACACUACGAAAUUCAUACGUAACGAAAUGCGUCAUAGAGUGUCGUAAAAAAAAAACAUCAUAUAAAAACCCUAUGGCAAAGUUGCUGUGGUCACCGUUUUUAAAAUAAUAAAGGCCACAUGUGCAUAAUUUCCAUGGUCGGCAGGAUCAAGAAGUCACUAAGACGAACACGUUGAUUGCCAGCUAAAAAUCCUUUUAAGAGGUGCCUGGAGAGAGCGGAAGCGACACCACGCCACCUUUCUCCCUGCGUGCCCCUCCCACUACUGCUGCUUCAAAAGAAAUGAAAGAGACCAAGCAUAAGACGUGAUCGCUUGAGAAAAUUAAUAUUAUAAAGUUUUAAUGUUAUUAAAUUAAGAGAACAUAACGAUAUUUUCUGAACGACUUGAAGUAUCGUGAUAUAGCACCCCUUAAGAUAUUAAAGAUUCUGAACAGAACUUUUUAGUCAUUCCCGUACUUAUCUUCAGCUCUCUUGAAAUUUAAAUUGAGUUACGACCAUUCAUCGUGGAUAUGGUUUGACCGGCGGAUAAGUUAUAUCCUACCUUGAUUGCGUUGCCUUUGGCUACCAGUUCAAUCAAUUUUCACUUUGAUUGGAAAAUAACAAAUAGAAAAAUCGUUUUUAACAAUGAACCCACAAACUACCAAUGGGGGGUUGGACUUCUUCUUCUUUUUUGGUCGUCUUCGUCAUGAUUGUUUGAUUUCCUCUGUUUUUCUCCUUUCGUGUUUUGUUUGCUUUUUGUUUUGUUUUUUUUUUGUAAGCCUAAGAAGCACAGUGCCCCACCGACUGGUGCGUUGGACCUCUGAUCGGGCUUUGGUCAGAAGAGCGGGAUUAUAUCUGUUUGGCUGAUGAUUAAAGCACUCUUUUCCCACAGUUUGUUCCUUAACCUACAGUUCGUCAGUUAACUCAGAUAAUGACCAUCAUGUCUGCCAAAGUUACCGAGUCGUCACUAACUGCUACCGAUAAUAUUCUCACUCCAGCGAUCAGACCGGUCAGACCACAGGGAGUUCAAUAUUAUAAUGCUUCUCUUCUUUUCCAUGCUGAGAAACUGAUUUAAGCUUCAGCUGCAGUAAGCCGCUAAACUCCUACCAUUUAGUCAUUAUUGUUAUCAUCGCUCCCUUCUUCUUCUGGUGAACCAACUCCCUUUCUCGCUCUCUCCUAGAUGCUCCAUCAUCCGUCACUGUUGAUGCUAUGUGACCCUAAAGUAACCGAUGACAGCGUACGCUCUUAACAAAAAGACACUAAUAAUAUGGCGACUAAUAUCCGUAAGUUAUUUAUGCAAUUCUUUUUCCUUACAGUUUUUCCAGUUCAAAAAUACAGAUCACUGGGUUGUUACAGAGAAAAUACACAUAAGCGCCUCCUGCCACUUCUGGAACACAAUUUCCGUACCGGUGGCAUCAAAUGGAACGCAAUAGAAACUGUAGUGGAAAAGUGCUACCGUGAGGUCGUUGAACGCACAAAUUACAAGGUGUUUGGAGUGAAAUUCUAUGGUGAAUGUUGGGUCGGUAAGAUGCCGAGCUCCCAUUUCAAGACCGUCCUUACACAGUGCUAUGAACAUGCUGUUGGGAAGGCUCAUACUUACUACAUUUAUGAAAUUUUGUAG
Molecule: messenger RNA, 16354 nt
Organism: Pocillopora meandrina
Lineage: Eukaryota; Metazoa; Cnidaria; Anthozoa; Scleractinia; Pocilloporidae
Source: the annotation of a GenBank genome assembly